AUGCCUGGUUUGGGCAAGAUGGGAGAGACUGAUUUGACUCCCUCUCAAAUCCAAUCAGGGUGGUCUGCCCCUUCUUCUCGAACACAUACUCCUGCUCCUGCGGCUGUGCCGCCACAUGUAUAUUCCCCCAUGUCUUUUGAACAUAUGUCUGAUCGCAAAUUAUUAAACAUGGUUGCCCAAAAUAUGAUUGUUCUAAAAAAAGAGUUCUUGCAAUUACAAGGCGCUUAUGAAGCACAACAUGAUCAAAUAGCGUUACUAAGGGCUGAACUCAAAGAACAUCGAGACCAAUCACGUAAUCAACAUAUCUUCUACUCCAACCAAAUCCAAGGAGCCGCUACUUCUAUUCAGGCUGUGCAAGAUCAGCUUAUCCAUCUAUCUCCCUCUCAAUCUACAGGCCCUCCUCCCCCACCUCCGCCUGCUGACACUAGUACAGCCACAAACAUCCCUCCUGCCCCCGCAACAUCUUCCUCCAAUCUAAAAUUUGCUAAACCAAACAAAUUUGGUGGCAAAAAGGAAGACGCCCUAAAUUUCAUUAUUGCCUGUCAGGCUUAUAUAAGGGCAAAAGGGGCCAACCGAUCCCAUGAAGAAAAAAUUUUAUGGGUUACAUCAUACUUUGAGGGAGCGGCUGAAGACUGGGUCUGCCCAUAUAAAGAAAGGAAGGUAUUUAGGGGUGAAGCGGUCCCCUUAUUAGAAGAUAUCAAUGUAUUUUGGGCCGAAUUCACCAAACAUUAUGUGGACACCAAUUGUGAUGAAAAAUAUCGCCAAAAAUGGAACAAUUUGCGACAGAAGGCUUCAGUACAAGAAUACACUCGAGAAUUCCAACAAUACUCUGUAUCCUUGGGCUAUAGCAAUGAAACCUUGCGUGACAAAUACUACGAUGGCCUCAAAAAUGACAUCAAGGACAUCAUGCUCUCCACCAUGUUCCAAUGGCGUUGCGCCACAGCUCAACAAGUUUAUGAUAAGGCAGAAGAGAUUGCAAAUCAUAUCGAAUCCACUUGCCUGUCCAAUCCGUUGGUCUCCACUAUUCGCGCCCCUUCCUCUGCUACCCCCACUUCCACUUCCACUUCCAACCCCACUCCCAUUCGUACUUGUCUUAAUGUUGGGGACAAUGUUUACAUGAUUGAUCCCACCACUUGUCGCGCCAAGAAAGGCGCUAUCACUUCCAUUGUUCAAACAACCUCCGGCAACAUGCCAAAUGUUAGAUGGAAUGGGGAAACAAAGGAUACUAUGAUUCCCUUCCCAUCUUUAAAAAAGGACAAACGCCCUGCUGCCGCUGCCCCAGUAAAGCCUAUUAUUGCCCCUGUCCCUGUUUUAGCUUCAAAUUCUAAGGGCCCAGGCCCCAUGGACCUUGAUGGAAGGGGCUUUGCAAAUCUCACCUGUCAUGUAUGCGGCGGUAAAGGCCACUUUGCACGCAAUUGCCCCUCUAAGCCCAUGUCUGGACAUGUGGCUAAUGUUGAAUGGUCUUGGGAAAGGCCUAAAGAAGAAAAUUGA
Messenger RNA from Rhizoctonia solani, 1491 nucleotides. Its product is annotated as Retrotransposon gag protein. The transcript has a single exon. Gene Ontology annotation, molecular function: nucleic acid binding; zinc ion binding. Lineage: Eukaryota; Fungi; Basidiomycota; Agaricomycetes; Cantharellales; Ceratobasidiaceae. Bases 1 to 1491 code for a protein of 496 amino acids. The record is from RefSeq and is a predicted model, not a curated record.